AUGCCAUGCGCUAGUAGCGGCUCUACAAAGCAUCCACGAGACACUGACAGAGACAUCUACGGAAUCCACGGCGAUAUCAAGCCCGAGAACAUUCUGUUGUUUAAUCACCUGGACAAACCACUGGGUAUCGGCACGUUGAAGAUUGCCGACUUUGGCCUCACAGAGUUUCAUAGGCUCACAUCGCGAACGCGGUCGUUCAAUCAUGGUUCCGAUGCUCGACAGCCUGCACCUACCUAUGAAGCGCCCGAGCUUGUGCAGCUUGGGGAAGUGUACUCCAGGAAGGCUGAUGUGUGGGGCCUGGGCUGCGUCUUCUCUGAGUUCUUGACUUGGGUUGUUCGUGGGCACUUGGCUGUAGGGGAAUUUGGACAAGCCCGUGCUAUGGAAAGAGAUUGGGACGACUCUAAGGAGCGGUUCCGAUGGGCAGAAGACAAGUUCUUUGUGGCAACUUAUAAUGAUGGCGGAGUUCCUGGAGCGGUUCGAACUUCUCUGAAACUUGCCGUGGACAAUUGGCUUGAUGAACUCUAUCAAGAAUUAAAGACCGAGGAACCAAACUUCCUCACAGACUUUCUAGACCUACUAGGGCAUAAGGUCCUCGUGUGCGAGAGAGACAACAGAAUCAGCUGCGAAAGGCUGGUAAUGGAACUGGAAAAGUUCGCUUCCAGAGCCGGCGAAAGCCGGUCAGAUGAUCCUUACUGGAGGCCACCUUUACCAUCAUUCCGACAAGGAUCUCCGAAACGAGGAGAGGCUUCCAACGGCAUCACUGGACGGCGGGUGGCCUUUGCUCAUCAAUCUUCUGCCAGCUCGGACAGCUGGAUAUGUGUCGAUGAUACCAGCGUACGAUCUGGUACAACUGAGUAA
This is a messenger RNA of Colletotrichum lupini, 858 nucleotides long. RefSeq lists its product as uncharacterized. Lineage: Eukaryota; Fungi; Ascomycota; Sordariomycetes; Glomerellales; Glomerellaceae. The record is from RefSeq and is a predicted model, not a curated record. The coding region runs from base 1 to 858 and encodes 285 amino acids. Gene Ontology annotation, biological process: peptidyl-threonine phosphorylation; peptidyl-serine phosphorylation. The transcript has 3 exons. Gene Ontology annotation, molecular function: ATP binding; protein serine/threonine kinase activity.